Tremella mesenterica DSM 1558 is the source of this 327-nucleotide messenger RNA. RefSeq lists its product as uncharacterized. Bases 1 to 327 code for a protein of 108 amino acids. The transcript has 4 exons. The record is from RefSeq and is a predicted model, not a curated record. NCBI's taxonomy places the organism in Eukaryota, Fungi, Basidiomycota, Tremellomycetes, Tremellales, Tremellaceae.
AUGCAACUCACCAAGAUAUUCCUCUCCUUGUUACCUCUGGUGGCCGCUACUACAUCGCCGGACUAUAGGACAGUCAUUGCCAAGUCGGAUUGCACGGAUAUUGAUGAUUUGGAAAAAGGUUUCACCCUGCUUUGUCCGGUCAUAGUACCCAAACCAAACCCUUAUGUCAAAUACAAGUAUUAUUUCUACAAAGGAGAUCUUUCGGGUCAUUUCAAAGAUACCCAGGCCACAGUGUACUGUCUUUGGGGAUAUCCAAAUGGAACGUAUGAUGAUAAGACUUUUGACGUGUAUAGUAUUUUUGGAGCCAAUGGUAUCGUGUACAACUGA